AUGUCAGGGUAUAAAAGAAUUAUUAAUGCAGUAUAUGACGACGAAACCGUUAGAGUCUAUCAAGCAUAUAAAGCAACAAUUGCAGAUGAUGCUAUUAAAAAUCAAAGAUUUACUGAAGCAUCAGGAUGGAAACAAGACCGUAUGACAUGGAUUAAACCAAGUUUUUGUUGGAUGCUUUAUAGAAGUGGGUAUGCAACAAAACACAACCAAGAAAGAAUUUUGGCAAUUGAUAUAAAACGUUCAGCUUUUGAAUGGAUAUUAGAAAAUCAUAUAGAUUCUACAGAAACUGCAAAAAGUUCAAUUCCUUCUGAAAAAAAGAAAAUAGUGGUCCAAUGGGACCCAGAAAGAAAUUUUAAAAUUGGUAAAAUUGAUGGUUGUGGAGAUGUUAGAUCAAUUCAAAUUGGUAUUAAAGCGGUAAAAACUAAAGAAUAUAAUGAAGAUUGGAUAGUUAGAAUUCAAGAUGUUACCGAUCUUGCACAUCAAAUUAAAGAAUUAGUUGAAUUAAAAGAUUUUGAAAAAGCCAACGCAUUAUUACCAAACGAAAGAAUAUAUAAGCCAAAGAAUGUCAGAUUUAAUUAA
This is a messenger RNA of Dictyostelium purpureum, 579 nucleotides long. RefSeq lists its product as uncharacterized. Bases 1 to 579 code for a protein of 192 amino acids. Lineage: Eukaryota; Evosea; Eumycetozoa; Dictyosteliales; Dictyosteliaceae. The transcript has 3 exons. The record is from RefSeq and is a predicted model, not a curated record.